Messenger RNA from Clunio marinus, 282 nucleotides. Lineage: Eukaryota; Metazoa; Arthropoda; Insecta; Diptera; Chironomidae. The record is from the annotation of a GenBank genome assembly.
AUGAUGUUGGUGAAUUGUCGAUUGCAGUUGCACAAAGAGCCAUUUAUUCUUCAUAAAUUGCAUUGCCAUCUUCCAUCACUUGUGAAACUAUCUACACACUCUCACCUUACUUAUGCAAAUCCUAAUGACAUUCAUUUUUUUUCCUUCGUUAUAACUCUUAUUCGCUUAAGCCAACAUUUGAGUAAAAUUAAUGAUGUUUUAGAUGAGACAUCUUUUUGUACAGGGAUGGGAAAUCGUCAAGUUUGUGUUAACUUCAAUCGAAUUCUUCUUGAAUCACAAUGA